This is a messenger RNA of Alternaria incomplexa, 921 nucleotides long. RefSeq lists its product as uncharacterized. The transcript is spliced from 3 exons. Lineage: Eukaryota; Fungi; Ascomycota; Dothideomycetes; Pleosporales; Pleosporaceae. The coding region runs from base 1 to 921 and encodes 306 amino acids. The record is from RefSeq and is a predicted model, not a curated record.
AUGGUUCGCCGCUCUGUUCGCCUUGCGAAACCCGCAGACCAACCCCAGGUUUUCCAUGAUCUAGAUACCGCCGCGGUCAGCGCCAAAAGCCAGAAACUCGAAGAAGCCGCGCGUGCGCGAAAGAAGCGGCGACUAGAGUAUGGCGAGUCCACCUCUUCGGCGGAUACCAUGAUCAGGGACGCUAUGGCUGGGUCAGAUGAUCUUCGAGACGGCCACAAACCCGCCCUCUAUCGGGGCAGUCAGCUCAACGCACAACUCUCGGCGGAUGAUCCUCGCAACCGCUUCUCCAAGCUCAUCCUGAACGGCGUACCCGAAUCGGCGGAAUGGACUUCAAUCCGACAAACGAAGAACUACCAAACCAACUCGGGUGUUACGUCCGUCACUAGUCCUGACAUGCGCUGUUUCCAGAACCGUCCUGGAACGGGUACUGCCGUUGUCGCUGCUGGUGAUAACCUCGGCUUCGUCGCUGAGACAUCGAUCACGCACUUCGGACCAGUGCAGUUCUAUAUGGCGAAAGUGCCAGAUAGUGCGAAUGUCAAUACGUGGGAGCCGGCGGGUAACGUUUGGUUCAAGGCGGCGAGUAUAAGCGCGGUGGGAAGUCCGUUGACGAGUGGGGAGAGCACUUGGCCUGCUUAUGGGAAGUCGCAAGUACAGUUCCAGGUCCCUAAGAACGUGCCGAGUGGAAAGUAUCUUGUUCGUGUAGAAUCCAUCGCCCUCCACCAAGCUCAGUCAGUCGGUGGCGCGCAGAUGUAUCUGUCUUGUGCGCAAGUCGAGAUUACCGGCGGUGGUAGUGGACAGCCUGGGCCUCUGGUUGCGUUCCCUGGAGCAUACAAUGCAAACGAUCCUGGCCUGAGGUGGUCGUACUAUCCCAUCGCUACGAGCUACACUGCGCCUGGACCUGCUGUGUGGCAAGGUAACUGA